Molecule: messenger RNA, 1449 nt
Organism: Zea mays
Lineage: Eukaryota; Viridiplantae; Streptophyta; Magnoliopsida; Poales; Poaceae
Exons: 2
Molecular function (GO): zinc ion binding; nucleic acid binding
Source: RefSeq, a predicted model, not a curated record
ACCGCCGGCCAUCCUCACCGGAACAGCAAAACGGUGCUGUUUCCCCGCGCUGCUCCCGGUCGAUGGAAUUCGAUCACCGAGGCUGCGGCGACGAGGACAUCGACGACAUGCACCGGUUCGUCGACCUUCCGCCGCCUCACGACCAUACAGCCCAAGACAACUUUGCCUUCAGUAAAAUGGGAACUGACAGGAAUAACAAUACCAGUUAAGAAAAAGAAACGACACCAGAAACUGAGUUGUGAAAUCUGCCAGGUGCAAGCAACUAGUGAGCACAGCUUACAAGAACAUCGUGCAGGGCGUAAGCACCAAUUAAAAGAAGCAAUUAAUCAGAAGGUACAAUUAACAGAGGAAUCCUCUUCCAGCACAGAGCAGAAAACAUCCUCGAUAAAAUGGAGCUGCAGUACAUGCCAGGCCAACGGUACAAGCGAAUCAGACCUGAAGGAGCAUCUAAGUGGAAGAACACACCGACAAAACAUUAAAGCGCAACUCAUGGAGAGUGAUGACAUUGCUAAGACUAAUGAGCUGCAGGAACCAGAGUGCCCUAAGAACAAUGCACCACAGCAUUCAGAGAAGCCACCUCCGAUGAGUUCCACCCAUUGCCUAGCGAACUCUACUCAUGAAUUGGAGUUACGAGGGCACCUUUUAGCUAAGCUUCAAGCUCUACUGGACGAAAUCAGUAACCUGUCAAGGAAUUCUGAGUCGCGAGAAGCCACAGUGCUUCCGAACAUUGCGCCACAACAUACAGAGCAGACUCCAGGAUCAAAUUGUAGCAUACUUCAAGCUAAUUCUGAUUGCAAAUUAGACUUGGAGCACCAAUUUGGAGCGAAGAUACACCAACUGAAUGUCCAGGGCCUACUUGAAGAAGCCAAGAAAACGGGAGAUUUUCCACCAGAAAUUGCCAAGAUCCAGCAACCGCCCUCUGAAUGGGGUUGUGUUAUCUGUCAGACAAAAUGUUACUCCGCACCUCAAUUCGCUCAGCACUGCAGAGGCAAGAAACACCAAAAGAAGGUGGAGGCACUACAAGGAGGCGUGGAUGCCAAAUCAAGCAAUCUGACGACAGUGCACAAAGCAGCUUCAAAUGGUUCUGACAGCAACAGUUCGAGUUCAGAGAAGGUGGAGGAUCAGACAGCAUUGUUGUCCUGCAGGGUUUGCAAUCUGCAGUGCAACUGCGAGAGUAUGCUUGCAGGCCAUUGUAAGGAGGAGGAGGAACAUAUGGAGAAACAGAAGUUGCGGGAUUUCUGCGAGGUCUGCAAUUUGAAGUGCAACAGCGAAAAGAUGCUCGCUCAGUGCGAACAAACGAAAUGCAGUUGUGGCUUGGGUGCCGGUGGCACUGGGGGGAAUUGUACAGUAAGAUAAGGACCCUAGUACCCCUACCUAUGAAGUUUGUAUGCCAUGCCACUAUUCAUUUUAGUGACCCGACUGCAAUUUCAAAAUACAUUUGUUGAGUUA